This is a messenger RNA of Cornus florida, 2224 nucleotides long. RefSeq names its product pentatricopeptide repeat-containing protein At1g02150. Gene Ontology annotation, cellular component: mitochondrion. NCBI's taxonomy places the organism in Eukaryota, Viridiplantae, Streptophyta, Magnoliopsida, Cornales, Cornaceae. The transcript has 2 exons. Gene Ontology annotation, molecular function: protein binding. The record is from RefSeq and is a predicted model, not a curated record. Bases 133 to 1764 code for a protein of 543 amino acids.
AAGAUCAUUCACCCAAGCUUAUCCUCAAACCAAUCCUUCGGAAAGUUCACCACUGAGAAGUCCCAAAACCCCACAUUAACAAAGAGGCUUCACAUUUGAUGCCUCACACUACUCCAAAACCCUAAUAUCAAAAUGCUACUUCAAUCAACCUUCAUUCAAUCGCCCCUUCACCAGCAUGUUUCUCUCUCAUCAACUUCCUCUCACCCAUUCUCAAUUCCUUUUGGGUUUCGCGGUUCGACCCUUGUUCGAACCAUUACAAUGCACAAUCACCCAGUUAUCACUUGUUCAAUAUCACAGGUUCACAGCUAUGGAACAGUGGACUACGAGAGAAGACCACCGGUGAAAUGGAACUCUGUAUACAAGAAAAUAUCGAUGAUGGAGAACCCAGAAUUGGGCUCUGCGACUGUGUUGAAUCAGUAUGAGAAUGACGGGAAGAGGCUCACAAAGUGGGAACUUUGCAGGAUUGUCAAAGAACUGAGGAAAUUCAAGCGUUACAAACUUGCUCUGGAGGUCUACGAAUGGAUGAAUAACAGAGGAGAUAGGUUUAGAAUGUCCACCAGUGACACUGCAAUUCAACUAGACCUAAUUGCCAAAGUGCGGGGAAUAUCAAAUGCCGAAGAUUACUUCUUGAACUUGCCUGAUACAUUAAUGGACAAACGGACAUAUGGGGCCCUUCUAAAUGCUUAUGUGCAUGGUCGAGUGAGAGAAAAGGCAGAAUCUUUACUUGACAAAAUGAGAAGUAAGGGUUAUGCUACACACCCUCUUCCAUUCAAUGUGAUGAUGACUCUCUAUAUGAACCUUAAACAUUAUGAUAAAGUUGACUCCUUGAUUUCAGAGAUGAUGGAGAAAAAGAUACCAUUAGAUAUAUACUCAUAUAAUAUAUGGUUGUCUUGUCGUGGAUCCCUGGGAUCUGUAGAAAAGAUGGAACAAGUUUUCGAACAGAUGAAACUGAACCGAACCAUUAAUCCCAACUGGACUACAUUCAGCACAAUGGCCACAAUGUACCUUAAGCUGGGACUAUUGGGAAAAGCUGAAGAGUGUUUAAAGAAUGUUGAGAGUAGAAUCACUGGACGUGAUCGAAUUCCUUAUCAUUAUCUCAUUAGUCUGUAUGGUGGUAUUGGUAACAAGGAGGAGGUUCAUCGGGUUUGGAAUAUAUACAAAUCAGUUUUUCCCAAUAUUCCAAAUUUGGGUUACCAUGCUGUGAUAUCUUCUUUGGCUAGGUUGGAUGAUAUUGAAGGGGCAGAGAAGAUUUUUGACGACUGGCUGUCAAUUAAGACAACAUAUGACCCUAGAAUAGUAAAUAUUCUCAUGAGUUAUUAUGUUAAAAAAGGGUUUUUGGAGAAUGCUGAGGCUUUAUUUAAACAAAUGGUUGAAAUGGGAGGAAAGCCAAAUUCGAGUACAUGGGAAAUUCUUGCAGAAGGGCAUAUCAGAGAGAGGAGGAUUUCUGAGGCUUUGUCUUGUUUGAAGGAGGCCACUUCAGCUGAGCGAUCGAAGAACUGGAAACCAAAGCCUGCAAACAUGACUUCCCUUCUCAAGCUAUGCGAGCAAGAAGCCGAUACAGCAAGUAGGGAGGUAGUGGUUGGGAUUUUGAGGCAAAUGGGGUGUUUUGAAGAUGAAGCUUAUAUGUCAUAUAUCCCCAUAUCUAACAGGGUGCCUAAUGGAGAGGAACUGCUUGCGGAGAAAGGUAAAAUUGAUAAUGAUGAUGACAGCAACAUUAGUGAUGGAGCUGAAAUGCUUCUUAACCAACUGCAGGGAAGCUUGUGACAACUUAUUUGCUUCCUACAUGAUAAGGAUGUUGUCAACUGAGUAUAAUGUGCAGGGAAUUUCUUGUCUGUGGUGGUGGUUAGUAAUCUAAAAGGAGCUUUGAUUACUUCUUCACUGUAAAUACCAAGUGCCAAAGUUAUUCCUGCUGAUAAUGACGUGCAAGAGUGAAACUUUUCCAUCUACGAUCUUUCAUUUUCUGUGCCCAUCACUAGAUGAAGCUUCAGAUGGUAAUAUUACUUUUGCUCAUGUCAGUAACCAUACCUGCUUGGCUUAUUUUAAAGAUGUGUGUGAAUCUAUAAUGUAGUUUUUUUGUUUCCUAUGGACCAAUUCGUAGAAGCGUCACCUGUUUAGCUUUAUAAAAAGUAGUGUGAUUUCUUCUAUUGAUGUCUUUUUUUGAAUUUAUUGAGAAUUAAGAUGAUUCUAAUAAUCAUAAAGCACUUCACAUUGGUUGUAUGUAAAA